Molecule: messenger RNA, 555 nt
Organism: Dromaius novaehollandiae (emu)
Lineage: Eukaryota; Metazoa; Chordata; Aves; Casuariiformes; Dromaiidae
Product: olfactory receptor 14A16-like
Exons: 1
Biological process (GO): G protein-coupled receptor signaling pathway
Cellular component (GO): membrane
Molecular function (GO): olfactory receptor activity; odorant binding
Source: RefSeq, a predicted model, not a curated record
CUGCACUACGGGACCCUCAUGGGCAGCAGAGCUUGUGUCAGAAUGGCAGCAGCUGCCUGGGCCAGUGGUUUUCUCAAUGCUCUCCUACACACUGCUAAUACAUUUUCAAUACCACUCUGCCAAGGCAACACAGUGGACCAGUUCUUCUGUGAGAUUCCCCAGAUCCUCAAGCUCUCCUGCUCAGACGCCUACCUCACGGAAGUGGGUCUUAUUGUGGUUACUCUUUGUUUAGCCUUUGGGUGUUUCAUUUUCAUUGUGCUGUCCUACGUGCAGAUCUUCACAGUCAUGCUGAGGAUCCCCUCUGAGCAGGGCCAGCACAAAGCCUUUUCCAUGUGCCUCCCGCACCUGGCUGUCGUCUCCCUGUUUGUCAGCACUGGCAUGUUUGCCUACCUGAAGCCCCCUUCCCUCUGCUCCCCAGCUCUGGACCUGGUGGUGACUGUUCUGUACUCGGUGGUGCCUCCAGCAGUGAACCCCCUCAUCUACAGCAUGAGGAACAAGGAGCUCAAGGAGGCACUAAGGAUACUGGUUCAAUGGGUCCAAUGUCAGCACCAAUAA